This is a messenger RNA of Sipha flava (yellow sugarcane aphid), 3109 nucleotides long. Its product is annotated as ubiquitin carboxyl-terminal hydrolase 10-like. Gene Ontology annotation, cellular component: cytosol; nucleus. NCBI's taxonomy places the organism in Eukaryota, Metazoa, Arthropoda, Insecta, Hemiptera, Aphididae. The coding region runs from base 471 to 3056 and encodes 861 amino acids. The transcript has 9 exons. Gene Ontology annotation, molecular function: cysteine-type endopeptidase activity; cysteine-type deubiquitinase activity. The record is from RefSeq and is a predicted model, not a curated record. Gene Ontology annotation, biological process: regulation of autophagy; DNA damage response, signal transduction by p53 class mediator; protein deubiquitination.
GGACAUACGCAUACACAUAACGUAUACAGAUAAAUACAUACGUAAACUCGCGUACAUAUGUGCGCGAGCGUGCUUGUAUUGUAUGUACACACACACACACAUAUAUAUCUAUAUAUACAUAUAUAAUAUGUAAUGUUUUUUAUUUUUUCAUUUUACUCUCCCGCGUUCGCUCCCUCUCGCCCAUCGGUCUGUUUUUCACUCGAUCGCGCGCGCGCGCUCUCUCUUUCUAUCUGCCUCGCUCGCACGCGUACACGCACAGUCAUUUUCUUCAUACACUCUGCGAUGUCUCGCCUCGUGUUGCGUUCACACGUUUCGCGUCGCAACGUAACGUUUGCCGAUUUGCACGACGACGUCGUAGCCGCCGCCGAACGAUUGUGAAAAACAAUACCAUGGAAUGGUAGUGCGGAACACUACUGUAACGGACCACCACCACCACCACCACCACCACCAACAUCACCAACGCGGCGAUCAUGGACAACAAUGCUACACAGGAGUUUGAGUUCCUUGAUUUCACAGAUAUCAAUGACAUGGAACGAGGCCGUUUACUGCAUAUGCUGUAUUCUGCUCGGAAUGAGUCAUGGGUUUCUGGAGAAGAUGGAUUCAAACAUCCUGAUUUCCCAUGGACAUUUCGUGGCACCCAGGCUCAGGCACUUCCUCCACCUGGAAUAAUUAAUGAAGUUGGCAACAUAACACAUAUUUCUGAUUGGAAUACAGCAGCAGAAGAAUAUGACUGUGGUUAUCCAACAGUUAAUGGUGAUGCUGAGCCUGAAAACCCUGUGAUGAUAAAUGGUGGAAAUUUUGUUCCUGGCCCCCCUCCACCUGUUUAUCAAAUGGUGCCUAAUCCUCCAGUAUAUAUGGGUAAUGUACCUCCACCAGUACAUGGAUACGUUCCAUCACAAAUGUCGCCAUAUCAACCAAUGUAUCCUGGACCUGAACUACCAAUGGAUCCUAAUCACAGGCGACCAAAUAUUUCUAGGAAUCCUAAAGGAAUACCUCCACCACAAAAUGUAAAACGGAAUAAUGAUAUGACUUAUCGCCAUCCAGAUAAUAUGGAAAUAGCAAACUACCAAACACCACCAACAUAUAUUGCUGUUCCUCCUCCACAUUAUUAUUAUUCACCUCAAAAUAGUCCAUUAUAUUUACCACCUCACCAUGGACAUCCAACAUAUCCAAUGUAUACUCAUCCACAUCCUUCUAUUUACAAUCCAUAUCCGCAGCCUGGUCCACCAAUGUACCAUUCACCACCAGCUGGUCAAGUCCCUCAACAACCUCUUUUAGUUGAAUCUUGCAAACCUAAUGUUAAUCCAAUUCCACCUGUACAUAAUGUUUAUCCUCAAGUACCAGAAAAUGUUAUAAAUGAGACAACAGUAGAUCCAGAAAUCAUUUCUAUACAACAGGAUAAAGAAUUAGAACAUCAGAUUCAAUCAGAACAUAUAAAAUUAGAAGUCAUAGAAAUUAAACCAGAAGAACCAAAAGAUGAAAGAAUAUCUUCUAUAAAAGAAGUGCCUAUUGUUGUAGAUGACAAUGCGCCAGUUGUGUCUAGUGAAAAAAUAAAGGAAACUAAUUUAACUAAAACCAAAAAAAAGAAAGAACCUGUUACUAAUGGUACUUCAGAUGUGAUUUUAGAAAAUCAAAACUUUGAAAAAAAAGAAACUAAUAAAGAAGAAUCUACUAGUGUGUUAGAAAUUAAAGAAGAAAUUACUUCAAAUCAAGAACAGGCUUCUUCAGUUUCUGCUAUUCCUCCUGUUAAACCUGAUGUUCAAGAAAUUGAACCUGUUAAACCAGUUGCUAAGACAUGGGCCGGACUAUUUUCUGGAUGUACUACAACAAACAAUGAUAAAGUUUUUACACUACAUGGUAGUAGUCAACCAGCUACAAAUACUAGUUCAGAACCUAUUGUUAUGCCAUCUAGAAGUAUUCCUGAUAAUCCAAUCCGGUCUUCAAUAUUUGUGGCCAAUAACCAAAAACAAACAUUACUAGCUAAGCCCAGGCCAUCUAAUCCUAACUCCAUAUCCAGUGUUGAUGAUAAUACAUUGCAUUUGCAAAGAGUGGGAGAAUUUCUGUCCGUGUAUAAUCUGGAUCAUAAAACUGUUCAUCUACAGCCACGAGGUCUUACUAAUCGUAAUACACGUUGUUAUAUAAAUGCCACAUUGCAAGCUUUGUUAACAUGUCCUCCUUUUUUCAACCUUAUGAGAAGUGUGCAAUUUAAACUUAAAAAUAGAAACCCUCGAGGAACACAAAAAUCAUCUACUCCAAUUCUUGAGAGCAUGGUACAAUUUAUUGGAGAAUUCCAACAAUUGAGUGUUAAAAAUGGUAGAACUCAACAGCAACGUCAAGCUACAUCUGUGGCCCCACAAGAAAUGCCUGAUGUUGGACCCGCAUUUGAGCCAAGCUAUAUUUAUAAAAUAUUACCAUCUUUUGAAGAAGGGUGCCAAGAAGAUGCUGAAGAGUUUAUGAGUUAUCUUCUUAAUGGUAUUAAUGAUGAGAUGAUAGAACUGAUUAAAAUGGGCAAAUCUAAUAUGGGCAAUGAUGAUACACAAGCCGAAGCUGAUGCUAUUGACAACAAUAAUGAGUGGAAGGAAGUUAAUGGUAAACAUAAAAUGGUAACUAGACGUACAGUAAUGGAAAAAACUCCUUUAUCUGAAAUAUUUCGUGGACAGUUAAGAACUCGUACAGUGAAAAAUGGUGAAAAUGAACCGACUGAAAAUAUUGAACCAUUCUUCACACUUAAACUUGAUAUUGAAAAAGCAAAAUCUGUACGAGAAGCUUUAGAUAUGCUUGUCACUAAAGAUACUCUUGAAGGAUUAACUUGCCCAAAGACAAACCGUGAAUUAGAUGCUUAUCAACAAGUUACUAUUGAUGAACUACCUUAUGUCCUAUUAUUACAUCUUAAAUGUUUUGAAUACAAACAACAAAAAUUGACCAAGAUUGUGAAAAAUGUUGAGUUUUCUGUUGAUCUUAAAAUUGAACCCAAGCUCAUAUCAAAAACUUCUAAGAAUAACAUGAAGACUAGGCAGUACAAACUUUUUGCAGGUAAUCAUUCUUUAUUUUUAUGAUUUUCUGUAUUGGGUGUUAUAGUAAAUGAGCUAAGGUUAUAGACACAAGCUUU